This is a messenger RNA of Hipposideros armiger (great roundleaf bat), 5261 nucleotides long. It is a transcript of the gene NPNT, whose product is annotated as nephronectin. Gene Ontology annotation, molecular function: calcium ion binding. Gene Ontology annotation, cellular component: membrane. The transcript is spliced from 12 exons. NCBI's taxonomy places the organism in Eukaryota, Metazoa, Chordata, Mammalia, Chiroptera, Hipposideridae. The coding region runs from base 913 to 2556 and encodes 547 amino acids. The record is from RefSeq and is a predicted model, not a curated record.
AUGGAUUAAAAUGGUUUCUAAAGCAUCUCCGCGGGAUCAGGCCACACAAGACUGCUAAGUAGUUACAGCCCUCCCUCUCCCGUGGGCACAUGCUCUGAGUUGAGCUGGCAGAGCUAGGAAACACUCGGCACGUUUUCUUCUUCAAAACUCGAUUGGAGAGCCAAACAUUUCUUUCGGUUGGUUGCAAAAUAAAAAAUAGGCCUUUGCCAACUCUGCGGGAGAAGCAAACUCCCGGAGUUUGCCUUUGCUGAUUUGUCCAAGUCGUGCUGUGGUUUCACUAAAUGGCAGACGCCGCUCCACUCCAGCCCCAUAAACCUUUCUAGUCUUGGGCUUCUCAGCCCUCCCGUGAAAGCUCCCGCUCACCCCUGCGGUCACCACCUGUUAGGGCGGAACUGGCGGAGCGCGCACCUACGCCCCGGGCCCCUUUCCUCCCUGCUUACCCUUUCCUGCUGAGCACCCUGCUUUCCUCGCCCAGGCCGGGCUUGCAACGUUCCUCCCAGCCUGGCGCUCGCCCGGCUUGGCCGGCCCCCAACAGACGCUGCCUUACCCGCAGCGCCCCCGCCCGCGAGCUUCCCGCCGAGGGGCCAGGCGCCCUCACCCCUCGCCCGGGCCGGGGGCCGGGAGGGCGGCGAGUGGAGCGCACGCGCGCCCCCCGCCCCUCCCUGCAGGCGGCGCGACUCCCCCUGCAGUACCUCCCUCGCCGGGAGGGAGCCGGAGGGGCUCCCGGAGCCGUGCAGCAGACCUGCUCCCGUUGCGCGCCGCGCGGCUCUCCUCCGAGGGUGGCAGCAGCAGCCGCGGCCACCGCAGCUCCCUGGGGGAGCCGAGGAGGCGAGCGCGCCUCUCCUUCGCUCCCGGCACCCCAGCCUGGUCCCCGCGCGCAGCCGCACCGCCCCCCGGGCCUCGCCUCCGGACAUGGAUCUGCUCCUGGCGCUGGUGCUGGGGUCCUCGCUCUACCUGCCGGCGGCCGCUGAGUUCGACGGGAGGUGGCCCAGGCAAAUAGUGUCAUCAGUUGGCCUCUGUCGUUAUGGUGGGAGGAUUGACUGCUGCUGGGGCUGGGCUCGUCGGUCCUGGGGACAGUGUCAGCCUGUGUGCCAGCCACAGUGCAAACAUGGUGAAUGUAUUGGACCAAACAAGUGCAAGUGUCAUCCUGGAUAUGCUGGAAAAACCUGCAAUCAAGACGAACACUUCUACCCAACUCCUCUUGACCAAGGCAGUGAACAGCCUCUUUUCCAACCCCUGGAUCAUCAAGCCACAAGUGUACCUUCAAGGGACCUGAACGAGUGUGGCCUGAAGCCGCGGCCUUGCAAGCACAGGUGCAUGAACACCUAUGGCAGCUACAAGUGCUACUGUCUCAACGGAUACAUGCUUAUGCCGGACGGGUCCUGUUCAAGUGCCCUGACGUGCUCCAUGGCGAACUGUCAGUAUGGCUGUGAUGUUGUCAAAGGACAAAUCCGGUGCCAGUGCCCCUCUCCUGGCCUGCAGCUGGCUCCUGAUGGCAGGACCUGUGUGGAUAUUGAUGAAUGUGCUACUGGAAGAGCUUCCUGUCCUAGAUUUCGGCAGUGUGUCAACACUUUUGGAAGUUACAUCUGCAAGUGUCAUAAAGGUUUCGACCUCAUGUACAUUGGAGGCAAAUACCAAUGCCAUGAUAUAGAUGAGUGCUCCCUUGGUCAGUAUCAGUGCAGCAGCUUUGCUCGCUGUUUCAACAUACACGGGUCCUACAAGUGUAAAUGUAAAGAUGGCUACCACGGCGAUGGACUGAGUUGCGUGUAUAUUCCAAAAGUCAUGAUUGAACCUUCAGGUCCAAUUCAUGUACCACGGGGAAAUGGUACCAUUUUAAAGGGUGAUGGAGGACAAAGUAAUUGGAUUCCUGAUGUUGGAAGUACUAGGUGGCCUCUGAAGACACCAUAUAUUCCUCCUGUCAUUACCCACAGGCCCACUUCUAAGCCAGCAACAAGACCUACACCAAAGCCAACAAUAUGGGCUACCCCACCCCCACCCCCACCCCCACCCACAGAACUCAGAACACCUCCACCACCACCUACCCCAGAAAGACCAACCACCAGACUGACGACUGUAGCACCAGUUGCUACCACACCUCCAAGACGGAUUACAGUUGACAACAGGAUACAGACAGACCCUCAGAAACCCAGAGGAGAUGUGUUCAGUCUUAUGUCCAAGUAUUUAAUCUAUUUCAGGUAUCUGACAGUCUCGGCAGCCAAAGGCCCAGGGGGCAAAGCGGCUCGCUUGGUGCUACCUGUCAGCCACCUCAUGGAUGCAGGGGACCUGUGCCUGUCAUUUAGGCACAAGGUGACUGGGCUGCACUCUAGCACGCUCCAGGUGUUUCUGAGAAAACAUGGAGCCCACGGAGCAGCCCUGUGGGGAAGAAAUGGUGGCCAUGGCUGGAGGCAAACACAGAUCACCCUGCGAGGGGCUGACAUCAAGAGCGUAAUCUUCAAGGGUGAACAAAGGCGUGGUCACACUGGGGAGAUUGGAUUGGAUGAUGUGAGCUUGAGAAAAGGCCCCUGCUCUGAAGAACGCGAGCAACUCCACAACUAGCAAUGACCUCCCAUGUUGCUCCCUCUUCUUUUUCUAAUCUUCACCUCCUGUCUUCUCCCUUUCAGGCCUAGGAGAAGAGUGGGUCAGUGGGUCAGGAGGAAGUCGGGUUGUUGAUCCUCAUCUUGCUGGCCUGCUUUUGUGCAAUCCCAAUGGACAGUGAUAUUCUCCUUGAAAUAGAAGGGACAUCUGUAGACAUGUGCAAGCCACCUUUGGGUGUUACCUUCCAUGCUAUGUCCUUUUAGGAAGACCUUCAGCGUGUGUGACCUAUGCCAUCCUUCAUCCUGGUUAUAAGGUGUUCCUUAUAGCAAAUUAUGGGAGACGUUUUCAAAAGACAUCCAUGCAAAUGGCCAUUCUGUUAUCUGUUCAGUGUUGUACCACGAGUAGUAUUGACUUUCCCUGAGAUACGUUGUACAAUGUGCUUGUGAAAUUGGUUUCUCCUCUUCACUGUUAGUUCUGGACUGACCUGAAUUCUUUUACUGCCAUUCACUUUAUAAAAGAAGGGUGUGUAACAUAUCAAGAUGCAUUUAUUCUUGUUAUCUGUAUUUUUCUUUUAAAGACAAUUAUGUAGAGUGGGCACGUAAUUCCUCGUUAGUACUAUUGUGUUUUGUGUAAAUGUGCUAUUGAUAUUAAGUAGUUACGUGUUCCUAAUAUUUACAGACUCUAGUUGCAAGGGAAAAGGCAGCUUGUGAUCUCUUGACUAAAAAAUACACAGUGAAAUGUUAUCCAGUCUCCUGACCUUAUAUUUGUAAGAAGAGAAAUUUGGAAAACGUGUCAGGUUGUGGUAGGGGAGGGAUUAAUUUUUUUAAUGAUCUUGAGUUUGAUCCCUAUAAAUAAUAGUAAACCAUCCAGGUAGACAAGAAACUGCAGUUAACAUAUAAAACCCUCACUCUUUCUGGUUACACUUUAAAACCAACAGCUUUCUCCAAAACAACAUGGUCUCCCUGGAAAUCUGUAAGAAGCUUUCUAAAAGGUCUGGCUGUUUAAAAGGAAAGAUUCUGUUCAUGGAAGCAAGGUGACGAGAAGCAUGGGAGGAGCUACAUUGGAAUAGAUUUUCAUACUAAGUUUUCAGUCAGUAUAAAUUUAGGCAGGUCUAGCUCAUAACUUACAUGCUAUCAUGUCAGGAUGGGAUAGGAAGCAAGUCCCAUGCUUUGAAGCAUUGAACGUGUUGGAAGAGGAUUCACACACACACUAGAGCAACAGGACAAGACUGGAAUUCUAAGAUCUAGGAACCCUCAACUAAUACAUUUUCUCCCUGUAUAUUUUAACUUUAUAUAUAAAAAAAAUACAUAACUUUUAAAAGGCAACUUACUACUGAGGCUUUUCCUCAUUGCUGAUUAAGUAAUCAAAAUAUUUUCUGCUGUUUUUGCCAGGAAUCACAAAGAUGAUUAAAGGGUAGGAAAAAAAAAAGAUCUAUGAUGACAAAUUAAAGGAACUGGGAUUAUUCAGCCUGGAGAAGAGAAAACUGAGGGGUAAACCAUUGCUGGUUUUCAAGUAUAUGAAGCGUUGGUACAGAGAGGAUGGUGACCAGCUGUUCUCCGCAUGCACUAAGAAUAGAAUUAGAGGAAACAGGCUUAGCCUGGAGUAUGAGGGAACAUUUCCUGGCAGGGACAGUUGUUAAAUUAAAAUCCCUUAUAAAGAAGUGUGACUUUCUCUGUCUAUUUUUUUCUUUCUUUUUAAUUUUUUUUGUUGAGGCUUUUUAAAAAUUAGAUAAAAAAUUGUCUAUUUAAGAUAGUUAAAAGAUGUCCUUACCUCAAGGUAGAGUGACAGAUUACAGAAUCUCCCAAAAGAUGUUUUGAUCCUACUACUGUGUAAUGAAAAUCUCCAGAACUAAGUUAUUUGGACCAGGCCAGGGCCUAAUUUAGGCAUUUCCCUCUUCAGCUCCUAGUGGAGAGGAAUCAAAAGGGGAAAAGUCCACCAAUGCUAGGCUCACUAAAAAUGUCUCUCCCUUUAUGGCAAACCUAGCAGUAUUAAAACAAAAACAAAAAGGAAAAAAAAUACAUAUAUAUAUAUAUAUAUUUAUUCCUAAAAGAGUAUGAUGAACAGAUGUUUUAGUAUCUCAGUGUCCUAAUGUGGUGGGGUUUUUUUCUUGAUAAAAGUAUAACCUUUUCACUUGCUCAGUGGAUGAUAUUUCAGAUUUUUAAAGAGACCAUAGCAAAGAAUACAGUUUACAGAGAUUUUUAUCUGGUGCAUUCUCUCUGCAAUGUGCAUAACAACUUAACUCAGCUACUGAUAAUGAACGCCAUGCCCAACACAACUGCCAGGCCCGUUCCUUCACCUCAUUGCUAUAAUUCAGUUUCACCAUCAGUUGGAUGUCCCAACUUCCACAAAAUGGUAAUGUUUUUUGAACAACACAUAAAUAGUGUAUGUUUUGUUAUGUUACUUGGUGAAGGCAGGGCAAGAGGGGGAGUAUUAAUCAGUGCGCCUUUGAGUAGGGGCCAGAAAAUAUGGUCUUAGAGCCCUUUGUAAUAAUUCAUUUCCUUUUUGGUCAUAUAAACUGCACAAUUGAAGAGAAAAGGGGAAAGUGAUAGAAAAUUUCACUUUUAGGUGCCAAUAAUACAUUGCACUAAACUGAUGGAAGAAGUUAUCCAAAGUACUGUAUAACAUCUUGUUUAUUAUUUAAUGUUUUCUAAAGUGAAAAAUGUUAGUGGUUUUCCAAACAGCAAAACGAAAAUAAUUCUUUGUAAAUAAAAACACUGUUAAUAAUA